CACACACAUCCAGCAGCUACGAACAAGUAUCUAGACAACAGCAACACUGGAAAUAUCAAAAAGCUCUUUUGGAGAAUUGGUUCGCCUUAGCACAUUCUUAACAUACUCAUAUCAUAAUCCCAGUCAGCGUUGGGAACCUCAUCAAAGGAUUAUCGUCACGGUCAACCAAUAUCCUCAACCCCGCCUCCGGCUUCGUGCUACAUUAUCAGCUUAUUUUAGUGUUACUAGUACACAAACCGCCUACGCCUUUGGAAUAGGCAAGUGCCAACGGGAUAGCAUCAAUUCAAUAACUUCCCUGCCAAGUGACAAGAAACAAGGGGAGCCUCGGUGAAGUCUAUCACAGCGGAGCAUAAACAAUACAAACCCAUCGAAUCAGAAUAUGCUGUCGUCCCUAUGGCCGCCUGGCGCGAAAGGCGCUGAUCCGGACCCGGACCCCCCAGCGCCGCUCGUCAGCACAUGGAAAGUCCGCACCGACGCCGGUGAGGCCUCGGCCAUCGUGCGCGUGCGCAACCUGCAGAGCGUCAUGGCCGCCGGCCGCGACGCUUGGGGCCGUGAAGCCAAACCACAGCCCGUGCUCCUGUCAUCCGAGGUGUCUUUCGCGCGGCCCUUCUCGACGGCGUCUGCGGACGACUCCGUCAACGCCGAGACGGUGCACUACGGCAAUCUGAGCAAGACGCUACUUGGCGGCAUAGAGCUCUUCUCAUCACCGCCUACCAAGAAAAAGGGACUUGUCGCCACGCACCGGCAGGAAAGCCCCGCCACUCCGCGCACGGCCGACGUGUUCGAGCUCCUGUGGGUGCAGAUGACGGGCCGCGUCGUCGACGGGAGCCGUGUUGCGCUACCGCUAGACCAGGUGCCCUUCCUUGACGCGGCGAAGCUGCGUUCCUUGUCCCUCACGAUCCAUCUACCCAAGGCGUCGCUGCUAGGUGACGGCGUCAGCCUGACUACCACGACGUGUUUCGUUGAUGCUGAUGAGCUCACGGAUGAGAAGAAAAAGAAUCCACAGCGCUCGUACGCGCGCAGUCUCCGUCUACACAGCCUACGCGUGCCCACGCUCAUCGGAGUCAAUCCUAACGAGCGCGAGGCGAAGCAGAUGGUUGUCGUUGAUGUCGAGAUUGACUGCUUUGACGUCCUUGAUGACAUACACACUGAACUUGAAGGCCUUGUCGUUGCAACCUUGGAAGCAUCCUCUUUUGAAACACUCGAGGCGCUUGGCACACACGUCGCCGACAAAAUUCUCGAUGAGUUUCGGAUUCAGGGCAGUCCACAGCGUAUGCGGGAAAGAGGCUGGCAGAUUAAAGUGUGCCUCGAGAAGCCUAUCGCCGUGCCUUUUGCGGAUUGCCCAGCCGUGGAGGUUCGAGUGGGUUCAUAAUUGUAAAUGGAAAUGGAAUUUUGGAUUACGCAAAGACUAGACAGGUUUCGUCAAACCGGGUCGCUAACGCAUGAUGCGGGUAAACAGGUACGGGAGGCAUACAUAAAUAAGAUUACGGAUAGAGUACGAGGUAUUCGGAGAUAUCAUACAAGGUAUCAAUCAAGUCUUGAGCACAGCCCAACGAUCCAUGACAUGCGUUACGUUUGUUCUUCUUCCACGUAUACUCGAGGAAGCCAGCAAAAAGAAAAUCGGAGAAAAAAUAAAACGAGAACAACGUACAACACCGAGGAUUCGCUGGUCGUCACCGACCCAACUACUGAUUCGGCCCUCACCAGCUUAUCUAAGGGAGAGCGGACGGGAUCCCGAGUUUUCUAAUGGGUAUGGUCGUACGUGGAAGAAGUGAUUGCUCUUCGGGUCUAAUAAACCUGUCGUGGUCUACGGCUAUGGCUCCAAAGCAUGGCAUACAUAUAGAUUUUGUUGUAGCAAGUAUCCUGUCCAUAUCGGAAGGCUUCGACCUAGGGUAGAGUGAAAAUUUACCUAGUUAUUGCCUAAAACGAGUCAAAACUUUAUCUAAGCACGUAG
Xylaria bambusicola is the source of this 1954-nucleotide messenger RNA. RefSeq names its product Dihydroneopterin aldolase-domain-containing protein. NCBI's taxonomy places the organism in Eukaryota, Fungi, Ascomycota, Sordariomycetes, Xylariales, Xylariaceae. The coding region runs from base 380 to 1372 and encodes 330 amino acids. Gene Ontology annotation, molecular function: dihydroneopterin aldolase activity. Gene Ontology annotation, cellular component: cytoplasm. The record is from RefSeq and is a predicted model, not a curated record. The transcript is spliced from 2 exons. Gene Ontology annotation, biological process: folic acid-containing compound metabolic process.